AUGCAGAAUCAGCGUCACCAUAGGACUUUGUCACACAAUAACUUAAGUGGUUCAAUUCCAAAAUCCAUUUCGAAGUUAAACAAGCUGAAGAUUCUGAAGUUGGAGUUUAAUGAGCUAAGUGGAGAGAUACCACAAGAACUAGGAAAAUUGGAAAAUCUUCUAGCUGUAAAUGUUUCAUAUAACAGACUCAUAGGAAGGCUCCCUGUUGCUGGUGUAUUUCCCAGCUUGGAUCAAACUGCAUUGGAGGGAAAUUUAGGCCUCUGCUCACCUUUGUUAAAGGGACCUUGUAAAUUGAAUGUUCCAAAGCCUCUUGUUCUUGACCCAAAUGCAUAUGCCAAUCAAAUUGAUGGUCACAGGCCAAGAAGUGAAUCCUCAAAUCCAAAAUCCAGUCGUCGCAUGUUCCUUAGUGUUUCUGCAAUUGUUGCGAUUUCUGCAGCUGUUAUAAUUGCAUUUGGAGUGGUAGUAAUUAGUCUAUUAAAUGUAUCAGCCAGAAGGAAACUUGCCUUUGUUGAUACUGCCCUGGAAAGCAUGUGCUCAAGCUCUUCGAGGUCUGGAAAUAUCACUGCCAGUAAGCUGAUUCUGUUCGAUACAAGAUCAUCACCGGAUUGGAUCAUCAACAAUCCUGAAGCCCUCCUGAAAAAGGCGGGGGAGAUUGGCGAAGGAGUCUUUGGUACUGUAUACAAGGUACCACUGGGGGCAGAAGGAAGAAUGGUAGCAAUCAAAAAGCUUGUUACAUCAAACAUAAUCCAACAUCCUGAAGACUUUGAACGAGAAGUUAGAGUACUGGGAAAAGCAAGGCACCCGAAUUUGAUAUCCCUGGAAGGCUACUAUUGGACACCUCAAUUACAACUUCUAGUCUCAGAUUAUGCACCAAAUGGUAGCUUGCAAGUCAAGCUUCAUGAAAGACUCCCUUCAACUCCACCGCUUUCUUGGACAAACAGAUUCAGAGUAAUACUUGGAACAGCUAAAGGACUUGCUCAUCUGCAUCAUUUCCGUCCGCCUAUAAUUCACUACAACAUAAAACCCAGCAAUAUCUUGCUUGAUGAGAACUUCAACCCCAAGAUUUCGGACUUUGGCCUCGCGAGAUUGUUGACGAAGCUUGAUAAACAUGUGAUGAGCAAUAGGUUUCAGAGUGCAGUAGGGUAUGUAGCACCAGAAUUGACAUGCCAGAGCCUGAGGGUGAAUGAGAAAUGUGAUGUUUAUGGAUUUGGGGUGCUGAUACUUGAGGUUGUGACAGGGAGGAGGCCAGUUGAAUAUGGAGAAGACAAUGUGGUAAUAUUAAGUGACCAUGUGAGAGUAAUGUUAGAGCAAGGGAAUGCGUUGGAAUGUGUGGAUUCAGGCAUGGGAGAUUAUCCAGAAGAUGAGGUUUUGCCAGUGCUCAAAUUGGCCCUGGUUUGCACUUCUCAGGUGCCAUCAAGCAGGCCUUCCAUGGCUGAAAUCCUCCAAAUUUUGCAAGUCAUCAAGACCCCACUUCCUCAAAGAAUGGAAAUGUUCUAAGAACAUAAUUUCUUAAUUUGACCUGUUGACUUUAUCGUUAUUUUUGUUUAAAUUGGUGUGUUGUACCCUUAUCGGUUGUAGUAUAUUUAAAGCUGGAUGGAAUAUACCAGUUGUUUUUCAAGUUAAA
This is a messenger RNA of Pistacia vera, 1624 nucleotides long. Its product is annotated as probably inactive leucine-rich repeat receptor-like protein kinase At3g28040. Bases 1 to 1497 code for a protein of 498 amino acids. Gene Ontology annotation, molecular function: protein kinase activity; ATP binding; protein binding. The record is from RefSeq and is a predicted model, not a curated record. Lineage: Eukaryota; Viridiplantae; Streptophyta; Magnoliopsida; Sapindales; Anacardiaceae. Gene Ontology annotation, biological process: protein phosphorylation. The transcript has 2 exons.